UUGAAGGACACUUGCAGCGGGGUCUGUUCGUUUUGGAAGAUUGAAAUCAUGGCAGGUCCAGAAACUGAUGCCCAGUUCCAAUUCACUGGUAUCAAAAAAUAUUUCAACUCUUACACUCUCACAGGGAGAAUGAAUUGUGUACUGGCCACAUAUGGAGGUAUUGCUUUGAUAGUUUUAUACUUUAAGUUAAGGUCUAAAAAAACUCCAGCUGUGAAAGCAACAUAAAUGGAUUCUCAACUGUACCUCAUCUGUUAAGUUCCCAUGCCUGAAGAAGCUAAUGUCAACUCAUCAUGUGAUACCCAAUUUGUACAAUAAAUUAUGAACCUGGAAAAA
Molecule: messenger RNA, 333 nt
Organism: Mesoplodon densirostris (Blainville's beaked whale)
Lineage: Eukaryota; Metazoa; Chordata; Mammalia; Artiodactyla; Ziphiidae
Product: ATP synthase membrane subunit K, mitochondrial
Exons: 1
Coding region: 49-225 (58 amino acids)
Source: RefSeq, a predicted model, not a curated record